Molecule: messenger RNA, 858 nt
Organism: Geodia barretti
Lineage: Eukaryota; Metazoa; Porifera; Demospongiae; Tetractinellida; Geodiidae
Source: the annotation of a GenBank genome assembly
AUGACCCUGGUGAGAAUUCCGGGCUAUAACCCCGCCCAUGACGGGGCUUCCCUUCGCCAAGAUGCAUGGGCUCGGCAACGACUUCGUCGUGUUCGAUGCGCGCCGCACGCCGCUCGCGCUCGAUGGCGCGCGCGUGCGCGCCAUUGCCGACAGGCGACCGGCGUCGGCUGCGAUCAGGUGAUCGUCGUGGAGCCGCCGCGCAACGGCGGGACGGACGCCUAUCUCAGAUUCUGGAACCAGGACGGCGGCGAGGUCGCAGCCUGCGGCAACGGUACCCGCUGCGCGGCCCGGCUGCUGCUGGACGAGACUGAGCAGACCAGCAUGAUUCUGGAAACCGACGCCGGCUGGCUCACCGCCGAGGAGGCCGGCGGGGGGCAGGUGCGCGUCGAUAUGGGGCCGGCACGGCUCGACUGGCGCGAUAUUCCCCUGGCCCGCGCAGCCGACACGCUCCAUGUCGCCGUGGGCGCCGGGCCGCUCGGCGACGCCGUGGCGGUCAACAUGGGCAACCCGCACGCGGUGUUCUUCGUGGACGACGCCGAUGCCGUACCCCUGGAGGCGCUCGGACCUGGCCUGGAGAUCGAUCCGCUCUUCCCCGAGCACGCGAAUAUCGGCGUUGCCCAGCGGCUCGCCGAUGACCGCCUGCGGCUCCGGGUGUGGGAGCGCGGCGCGGGCCUCACACAAGCGUGCGGCACGGGCGCCUGCGCUGCGGCGGUCGCCGGCGCGCGGCGAGGGCUCACCGGACGCAGCGUCACGGUCGUUCUCGACGGCGGCGAGUUGGGGAUCCUUUGGCGCGAGGACGGCCAUGUCGAGAUGACCGGCCCCACCGCAGCGAGUUUUUCGGGCGUGCUGCCAGGAUGA